Zymoseptoria tritici IPO323 is the source of this 885-nucleotide messenger RNA. RefSeq lists its product as uncharacterized. Bases 1 to 885 code for a protein of 294 amino acids. Gene Ontology annotation, molecular function: ATP binding; ATP hydrolysis activity. Gene Ontology annotation, cellular component: mitochondrial outer membrane. The transcript has a single exon. Lineage: Eukaryota; Fungi; Ascomycota; Dothideomycetes; Mycosphaerellales; Mycosphaerellaceae. The record is from RefSeq and is a predicted model, not a curated record.
AUGACAUCUUUGUCACUACUUCGACCGGAGGCAUUCAAGUAUGGUGUCCUUGCCGCGGACCGAUUGCCUGGUCUGAUGUUGUAUGGCCCUCCCGGAACUGGAAAGACCUUGCUCGCCAGAGCGGUUGCCAAGGAGUCGAAGGCCACAGUGCUAGAAAUCAGUGGAGCCCAGAUCUACGAGAAAUACGUUGGUGAAGGCGAAAAGAUGGUGCGAGCCGUCUUCAGCUUGGCCAAGAAGCUCUCGCCUUGCAUCGUCUUCAUCGAUGAAGCCGAUGCCAUAUUCGGGAGCCGCAGCAAUGCCGGCAACAAAACCACUCACCGAGAGAUCAUCAAUCAAUUCCUCCGCGAGUGGGAUGGUAUGGGCAUGAGCAAUGUCUUCAUCAUGGUUGCGAGCAAUCGACCCUUCGACCUGGACGAUGCUGUUUUACGACGACUACCGAGAAGAAUACUUGUUGACCUACCAGUGACCAAAGAUCGAGAGUCCAUCCUCAAAAUCCACCUCAACGAUGAGAUCCUCGAUGACUCGGUCAAGCUCAACGAACUAGCCGAGCAAACACCUCUCUACUCCGGCAGCGACCUGAAAAAUCUCUGCGUCUCCGCCGCACUGGCCUGCGUACGGGAAGAGAACGACCUCGCCAACAGCAAGCAAGACGACAAAGACUUCAAGCUCCCCGAGAAGCGCACGCUGUCGGGCCGCCACUUUGAGAAAGCCAUCAAGGAGAUCAGCGCGUCCAUCUCAGAGGACAUGAGUUCCUUGACGGCGAUCAGGAAAUUCGAUGAGCAAUAUGGUGAUCGUAGGGGAAGGCGCAAGAAGUCGGCGUAUGGAUUUGGGUUGGGAGAUGGGAGCGUGGAUGAGAGUGCCGCUAGAGUUCGGCCGCCGAAGUAG